AUGAAUUCAUCCAAUCACGUGAUAUACGUAUUGUUCGGAUCCGGCUAUCUAAAGGGGUAUUUUAUUCCUUUGAUUAAUGUGAGAGGGGCGAGAUGGUCAAGUGGUCCAGAGCGCGAAUUUACUGACCGGAAGGUCCGUGGUUCGAACCCGACCUCCGCCUCUCGACUUCCCCUGUCUAGGCUUGGGCAACCUGGCAGUAUCUCAGCCCUUGUGGUUCCUUCGGGUGACACGGCAACUAGGCACCGAAUGGGUGCUACAGUUGAACAAUUAUUAUUUAUUAAGAUAUGGGACGAGAAGCGUCGAGUCAAGGAUGUUCGAUCCGGAUUGGCUGGCAUUCUGACCAAUCAGGGCAUGCCUUCGUUUGCCUGUGUCCUGCAUGUGGCAUAUCCGUCGGAAUGUGAUGUUCGGUUAUUAGGGACGUGGUUCGACCACGUGCUACGCAGUUCCAGGCAUCUCUCGUUCGAAAUGGCGCUAACAGCAAGGUGGGCAACGCAUGACUUGGAAGAAGGCUAUGAAAGGGAUAACAGAACGUUUGGCCGUUGCUGGAGCUGCCCGACUUCCAGGAAGGGGGCACCGUAA
Messenger RNA from Opisthorchis viverrini, 579 nucleotides. RefSeq lists its product as hypothetical. NCBI's taxonomy places the organism in Eukaryota, Metazoa, Platyhelminthes, Trematoda, Opisthorchiida, Opisthorchiidae. The record is from RefSeq and is a predicted model, not a curated record. The transcript is spliced from 4 exons. Bases 1 to 579 code for a protein of 192 amino acids.